Sorghum bicolor (sorghum) is the source of this 1730-nucleotide messenger RNA. Its product is annotated as acidic endochitinase. Gene Ontology annotation, molecular function: chitinase activity. The record is from RefSeq and is a predicted model, not a curated record. Lineage: Eukaryota; Viridiplantae; Streptophyta; Magnoliopsida; Poales; Poaceae. Gene Ontology annotation, cellular component: extracellular region. Gene Ontology annotation, biological process: carbohydrate metabolic process. The coding region runs from base 341 to 1456 and encodes 371 amino acids. The transcript has 2 exons.
UCAUUUGGGAAAUGUGUCACUAGUCUUGUACAAGGUCGCCGGCCUGGCUUUUACACUGUCACAGUAGCAGUUGUUUUGUAAUGUCCAUCAAUCCAUAACUCAAUCCAAACUCAGCAGCUUCCAUAUGUCCGCUUGUCUCCUGACAACUCCAUGAACUACAGCACUAGAGACAGCGAAACUAACCGAGAACUUCUAUGCGAGUCUUGCCACUUCCGAAGCAUUUGGCUCUUUAAUUUCUCCAUGAAAGCACGCAAUCUCUUACCGCUCAGCUUAACAAUAUACUACGUGCGUAUGCUAAUUAAAAUUGUAGCGCAAGCCGUGUGCCACCUUCCAUUCCACGAUGCCCAACAAGCUUUCGCUCUCCGCUUACCUGCUCUGGGCCAUGUCCGUGCUCGCCGCGGCGGCCUCAGACGAUGUCAGAAUCGCCGUGUACUGGGGCCAGGACGCCAGAGAGGGCUCGCUCAGGGACGCAUGCAGCACCGGCCUCUACGCGUACGUUAACAUCGGCUUCCUCUCCACGUUCGGCGACGGCCGUGCCCCGAUCCUCGACCUCGCUGACCACUGCGACCCGCCGUCGGGUGGCUGCGCGUACCUCGCCACCGACAUCGCCUCCUGCCAGUCCACAGGCAUCAAGGUGCUCCUCAGCAUCGGCGGCGGCACGCUCGGCGGCUACAACCUGUCCUCGCCGUCAGACGCGCAGGGCGUGGCCGCGUACAUCUGGGACAACUUUCUCGGUGGCACCAGCACCGGCACCGGCACCGGCACCGGCGCACCCCGCCCGCUCGGCGAUGCGGUGCUCGACGGCGUCGACUUCGACAUCGAGGCCCCGUCCCGGUACUACGACGACCUCGCGCGGAACCUGGCGUCGCUGUACAGGGGCGACGCGCGGGGCAGGACGUACAUGCUCACCGCGGCGCCGCAGUGCCCGUUCCCGGACGCGUCCCUGGCGGUGGCGCUCGGCACGGGGCUGUUCGACCACGUGUGGGUGCAGUUCUACAACAACCCGCCGUGCCAGUACGCCCAUGGGGACGCCGGUGCGCUGCGGAGCGCGUGGCAGCAGUGGACGACGAGCCUGCCGUCCGCGACCGUGUUCCUGGGCCUGCCGGCGUCGCCGGAGCCGGACGCUGCGGACGGCGGGUUCGUGGACGCGGACACGCUCGCCUCGCAGGUGCUGCCGGCGGUGGAAGGCGCGCCCAACUACGGCGGCAUCAUGCUGUGGAGCCGCUCCUACGACAAGGACACUGGAUUUAGCGUGAAGCUGCAGGGCAUCUUGCAAAACCGGAACUCAGAUAAGAAAAGGAGAAUCUAUAUAAUAGUAGGAGCAGCUGUCGCUGGCGUUUUGCUGCUGUUCCUGCUUAUUUGCGCCUGUUUCCUCUGCCACAAGAAGUACCGUGGCACGCCACCUCCUGAGGGAUCAGAGGCCCCUCCAGCUCCAAAGAUAGAGCCACCUCAGUAGUGAGACAAGAGAUCUUGUAAGGAGGAUGAUCAUAGUUGGGUUGUGGUGCGUACAAACGGCACAUACGAAUCGGCCUUCGAUGAGUAAAGCCGUCGAGAUGCUGGAAAAUAGCAGCAUGGACUCGGAGCUGCCAGUAAGGAACUCUUGAGGGAUAAAAGGCAUGGUUGUAACUCGUAGUAACAUUGUUCAUAUCAUGAGAAGUAGUGCAUCCAUGGUCUUCAAGAAAGAAAUUUCUGUAAAAUAUUUUUGUAGAAGAGCUCAAAUGGUGUCGCUG